Molecule: messenger RNA, 9753 nt
Organism: Mya arenaria
Lineage: Eukaryota; Metazoa; Mollusca; Bivalvia; Myida; Myidae
Product: vasculin-like protein 1
Exons: 12
Coding region: 699-2132 (477 amino acids)
Biological process (GO): DNA-templated transcription; positive regulation of DNA-templated transcription
Cellular component (GO): nucleus
Molecular function (GO): DNA binding; RNA binding
Source: RefSeq, a predicted model, not a curated record
UUUGUGUGGAGGGAAUAAAAUACCCAAAAUAUUACAAAGUUUAUGGAUUUGCCCUUAUAUUUAACCUUGACAGCACCUUUCAUUGACACAGAUAGUAGUUUUAGAUAAAAGACAUUCUAAUUUACCAGAUAAUACUGCUUGACCACUGAUUAAAAACUGUAAAAAUGAAAAACAAAAUGUGACCUUUUUUCCACCGCGUUUUUCAACGAUUUAUAAGAAAAACAACAGAUGAUCACCCUUAUUUAAUAUAAUCACGUUAAUGAUUCCAAAAUCCUGUAACACCGAUGAAAUAGUUUCUGCUGUGUUAAUUUGAUAUUUAUUUAAUGACUAUAUUUGUCACAAUGCUGUCUUAAAAGUUUGUUUACAACUGGGAAAACUAACAACACGUAAGUGUUCGUUGAAAACAUGUCUUCGUGAAUAGACAACGAAAUGGAGGAAGACAUAUUGUAGCACAGAUUCAAUAUGUGAAUGCACAUUGUGCUUCACAAUUUAUUUAAUUUGACACUCGCAACACUAAAAUGGUGCUAGUUUGAAAGCCUCAGGUUGAAUGAAAGAUCGUUAUAGUGCCUUACGCCAGUUACAGCUGAUCUGCUUCAUUGCAGAAAAAAACAUUCAAGUUAAAGACUCUAGGCCCCAAGCAAACAUUAUUGGCAAUAAGUAACAUUCCUGCCUCGUUGAGGCAAUGACCAUGGUCUAGGAUGGCCACUAAUAACGCUCCAAAGCAUGACUUUGCACCGGCCUGGCUGAAGAUUCCAAACUCAGAGAAUUCUAAGCCAUCCGGACCUAAACAAGGUGAGACAAGCUUGGAGGAUAGAUCAUUCAAUCGUAGCAAUAGUAGGACGGACAGUCACUCCAUUCACAGUGUCCAGUUUGAUUUAAAUAGGCUGUAUCGUCAGCACUCGUACGAGCACUAUCGUGACGAAAGCAAGAGAUUUCCACCUGGUCCUAGCAACAAGUUCCGCCACCACUCCGUUGAUGAUGAUUACUACGCCUACUACAAUGCGGGCUACUACAACGGCUACGGCUACCAUGAUCGGUUUGGGAUGCACUACAGCUCCCAGCCGACGCUUGUUCGUAAUGGCCAGCGGGACAGCAAGUAUCAACACCCACAUGCUAGAUAUGGGGCCAGUCAGAAUAUGAAUGUCCCCUACCCCCCGUACUAUGAUUUUAUUCCACCCUACGACUACUACAAUGACCCUUACUACCCAAACUACCCAACACGAGGGGGCUCGAAACGCGCGUACUACGAGAAAGAGGGAAGAACGAAUUCAAAGGAAGGUCGCGAACGAGAAGAACGCAAAGAGCGGGAUGGCGAGAAGGAAAAACCUUUUAAUGACGACUUUCCAUCUUUAAAUGGAGAUGAAGAGAAAGGUGAUAAGAACGGGAAGCAGGUCAAUGGAACUGGUGUUUGGGAAAACCCACCAAACAGUAAAAACGGUAACGGGAAAAUCGAAGAGAACGGUGAAACUAGUCAAUCAAAAGUGCUCCGGGACUCGAAUAUUUAUAAAAGCCUUGUCCCAAACAAGACAUCCAUACCACGUCGACCAGUUCGCAUGAAUGGCAGCUACCCCAAAGACGCGGCCGGCUUUUCUGGCAUGAAAGUUCCCACACCAACAAGUAGUUCUAGUAGUCCAGCUCAUAGCAAGGAGGGCUCUCAACCAUCUACCCCACCCAUUGACAUCCUAAACGCCCGAUUUGUUACACAGCCUAAAACCAUCUCAGAUAAGAAAAGUCACUUUCUCAAGACCCUUAGACAGGAGGAGGGGGAGAAAUCAGACAAGAAAGGGCUUGACGGUGAGGAGCUAAUGAAUGGGGUAUCUGGACUUAACCUCAGUGACCAUUCUUCAACACUGUCCAGUUCACUGGAGGCUGAACAGAGGUUGUUACGUGAGAUGGGAUGGAACGAGGCCGAUGAGGAGGAAUACGAGAUCACCGAAGAUGAUAUGAAGGAGUUUGCCAAUCUCUCCAAACAGGUACAGAACCAGCGCCCAAAUGGAUUGCGGAACGGGAUCCCAAGACCCCCAGUGCCCAAAACGUGGAGCCCGCAACAUAUACCUGUGUACACACCCAACACACAGGAGCUCAACGACACACUGUCCUCAUCUGAUUCAGAAUCGGACGCGGAUAACUAGGGAUGGAUGGGAUUAUCAGGAUGGGAUUAUCAGGAAUAAAGAUGCUAUACAUCCGCCUUUCAAAUAUUUCAUAAACAUACAAGGAUUUGAAUACUGAAAUUGUGUUCAGCAACGAAGAUAUUCUGUCAACAACAAGUUUUUAUGAGAAUAUGUGAUAGAAAAUCAGCUUUUAUCAGAAUAUCUUAUAUUCAUCAGGCUUUUAAGAGGAUUUAAUAUUAUCAUUGAUCCAAUUAAUCUGUAAUCACAAGCAAAUCAGUGAUCAUGAGUGAAAUAAUGUUUGAAGCUUUAUACGCAGGAUUUCAACACCAUACAUUCAAGCAGCUUUUGAAGAAGGCGAAUUCUGAAGAUGAAAUAUGUUGUUUUUAUAUUUUACAUGAUGAAGUGUAGUAAUUUUAAUCAACUUGGGUCAUGAAAUAUAUGUGCCAUUGUGAAAAAUGGUCGAAAAUUUAACGAAAUUAAUUUCUAUUAAAUCUGAUUGGGAAUUUGAAAAUGAAAUAAUUCGGUCUCAGUUUUCAGAAAAAUUGAAGUGAAGAUAUUGACUGUUGUUGGGGGAAAAAGUUGUGAUUUUAAGCACUGUGUUGACACAGUAAUGGAGUUAUCAUAGCCACAGGGGGAUAUUAGUGGCGUUAAAUACUUUAUUGAAUGGGUAAAAACUGCUGGAAACAUUGUAUGGAGAAGUCUUGAGUGUUCAUUGUUUGCUCUAGAGCGUUUUAUUUUUAUGCACAUUCAACGUAGGGAUGAAACCCAUCAAGUCCAAGUAUUUUGUAUUCACAGUGAUAAAUUGCUCAUUUGUAAAAUUUGCUCCAGGACAAUUAUGGAGAGACGAUCUUGUUUGGCAGAGAAAAGUAUUAGCUAUAUUUCCGUCUUUUCUCGGCUUGUGUCAGAAAAUGAGUCUUACACGUUACGACGUAGAUUGUUUUCCGAGAACUGAACACAAACCUUACACAAACAUGUUUUUGCUGCCAUAUCAUAUACAUGUGUUGUGUAAACACGAACUCGACAGUGUUUCUUUGGAUGUACGUAGUAACGUACUUGUGUAAUCCAUAGACUAGCUAUGCGCAUAUGUGUGAACAUGUAUGCUUGACAUUAUACAUACGGCAAUUAUCGACUUACUGGUCAAAUAUUAUCACACAUACACAAAUGUUGUAAAUAGAUUAUAUACGUUGGUAAUAGUGUUUUCUAUGAAAAAAAUCGUAUGAGGUGUAUUAUUCCAUAUGAAUGGACAUAUUUUAUGAGAUGAAUUAUUCUUAGCAAGAUAUGUGCUGAUCUUUAUGCAUUUUUGUGUUGAAUAGUCUUUGAAGUAAUCAAUUGGAGUAUUUUUUGUACAAAAAUGUUUGUAAAAUUGUCUUUGUUUUGUUUGUUGAUUUUCACCAUCAUUGUCAAGUAAGCGUGAACUUGGACAUUAAUUUAAUGUACAAUUUUUUUAAAAGCGCGUAAAUUUUACUUGUUUCCCCCCUUUUUUCAUUAAAUUCUUGCUUAUAAUUGUAAAUAACUAUCGCAUGUAACUUUUAAGAAAAUAUGCAAUCUAUCGUCUUCAAGUACUAGAAGGAACUGAAUUUUCAGGAUUUUCUACGUAAACAAUAAAUUAACGAAACAUUGCUUAACAUUGUCUUGAGAGACUCAUUCAUGUUUUAUAGGGUCACAGACAGAAUUUGUUUAUUUUCUAUUUAAUGAGAUCAAAUUGCUUGUUUCAGUGAUAAUACGUCAUCAAAUUAAAGCUCUGUUUUUAAUAAUUAUUUAGAAAUGCGACUGAAAAUGCUCCAUUUUGCUGAUAAGUGUUAGUAACGCUUUUGAAAAUUAUUUUUAUUGGUUCGCUUCUACCAAAUUUUGUUGAAGUGACUGUCUGGUUGCUGUUUGGUAUUUAUUCAUAAAAGUAGUUGAAAUAACUUUAAAAUUUCAACGAAUUUAAAAAAAAUAAUACUUCAACGAAUCAAAAAAAAAAAUGAAAUGUUGGCAACUUAAAAAUUUCAACAAUUUUUAAAAAAAGAAUUGUUGGGAACAUAGAAUAAGUGAAUGAAUCCGUGAAACUAUGUGAAUCCCGUAAAACUAUCAAUAAUAAUAAUAAUAAUAAAGCAUAUGGUAAGCUUGAUGGGUUGAGUGUAAUUAUAUCGUAGAUUCAUUUAGGAAAUUGAUUAAAAUUCUGUCAUCAACACCAUCAUUUUCCUUGAGAAAAAAAAUCAGGGGAUAUAGAUCAGUUUUGAACUUGGCAGCAUCUUUGACUUCUUAGGAAUAUUUAUAGAAUAGUUUUCAUCUGUUAUCAAAAAAACAUGCAGGGUAGGUGAAAGUAUAAUAUGUUUUAACUGUUUAGAAUGAGAGUUAUUGAUUGAAUAUUGAAUUAAUCAAGGAUAAACUGUUUUAAACAGUUGACAUUUAAUUUUAAUUCCUAUCUGGGUUGAUUGUAAACAUACAUGUAUAGCAAUGUGCGAUUCAAAUUUCAUUAGAAAUGUGAAUACAUUAUAAAUGGUAGUUUGCAAAUGGGAUACCGGUAAAGUUGUAAGAAAAUCUUUAAAUUUGAUUUUAUAAGAUAUAUCCUAGAACAAAUUAAAGUUAAAAUGAGCAGCGGAAUGACUUAAUGUUAAAAUUUUGCUGACUGAUUGUAAAUACUUAUUGGAAUCAUGUGGAAAUUGAUGUAAGUAUCGGAGUUAUCUUACCUUGAUUAUAAAUGUGUUCGGCUCCUAUGCUCAGAAUGUGUAGGGCUACUCGCACGAAGAAUGUAUUUUAUUGUUGAAUUUGAGAGAUCUUUAUUUUUUGUAGACAUUUAAGUGCUUUAAAGUUUAAAUAGAUAUUGUUGACAGGUUGCUUAAGGGAGGUCAUCACUAUGAGUCAUUGUCGCACAAAUAUAAUUCAUGAUUUGAACAUCGAAUGAUGCAUGUUUUUCUAUAUGUAACCAGAUUUUUUUCCUUGUAAAAAGGCAUUCUCGAAAUGCCGUUGCUAUUGUUCAAUACAUCAUUAAGUCAUGUAUGUAAAUAAUCGAUGUUAUGUCUCCGCAAAACCCAUGUGAUCUGUAAUAAUCUGCGUGUGAUAACUUUUAUAUAAUCAACUGUUGUAAAUUUUUGAGUGAUUCAGUUGCUUUUAUUUAAUCUGUAGCAAAUGCGGGUGUCGAUUUUGGUUUUAAGUUUGCAAUUUGGCAUAUCAUAAUCAAUUUUCAACUUCAUUUAAGCUGCGCCAUCACAGUUUGACCAUUUUGACCAACUUUUUCAUUUUUUGUCUUUGCAUAAACCAGUUUUUGCGUAAAUAUCUGGAAACCAGUGGUAUGAAUUGGUGACAAGGUAUCAGAUCAACGUUUUUAACAUUUGCAUUCGAAAACUGAAGUUUAAUAACUAAAAUGCUAAAAUUACUCCAUAAUGCUUUAAGAAAAAUGAUAUUUUGGCAUAAAAAUCAAAUUUUCGAACGAAAAUAUGAAAAACUGUGAUCUGAUCUUUUGUCAGUAGUCUUAUAUCACUGGUUUUCAGAUCUUAAGACAAAAAUUGGCUCAUUCUAAGACAAAAAAUAAAAAAGUUGUCAAAACAGUCCAUCUGUGAGAGUGCAGCUUUAAUGGUUCACGUGUUUUUUUGUAUCUAAAUUUGCUUUGGGACCGUGAUCUUUGAGAGUUUUUUUGCUAAGCUACAUGUAUUUGAUUUAAAAUUGUAUAAUUCCAUUUCAUACCCUCUUUGCUACAUUUCUGACCAUCUUUUGCAUUUAAAAACCAAAUUGUAAAUAUGUCCCUACCGACAAAAUUCUCAUUAUGCCAUGACUUAUAAAACCGCUUUUUGUUGGGAUUGUCCAGAAAUUAAUAUCAUUAUAGAUCCAAGUCACCUUAAUGGACAUGUCACAGAAAUUUAAACGGGCCAACAUCAAUUCCAUUUCCCAAAUUUCUCAAACGAUCUUAAUUUCCUUACAACAGGAUCAAACUAAGCUAAAUUACAUUGAUUUGGUAAAGAUAGGGAAUUUUUCUCCUCUUGGAGAGCUUUGAGAAGUAGAAGGAAAUUGUUUAUGAUAAACUAUGGUCUGGUUUAAAAAUUCAAAUUUAAAAAGUAAUUUGGCUGAAAAUAAACCCGUUAUGCUUAAGAUAGAUUGAGAAAUUUAGGUCAGGCUUUUUCAUUCCUUGUAAAACAGUUAAUACAUACUUUUUUUCUUUGGCCUUGUGUAUGCCAUUUAAAUAAUUCAUACUCUAUAAUAUGUAACGUAAAUGGAAAAUAAUGGUAGAUUAAUACAAGUAUGUCUCUAAUAUGUCGAAUAACCCUUGAUCUCAGCAGUGUAGUUUAAUAUGGGGCUGAGUUUAUUGUUCUGCCAGUUAGGGAAAGGUUAGAAAAACUCUGAUUUUUCAAUGGUGAAGUGCUUUGACACAUUUUUUUUCCAUUUAAUAAUAAAUAUAUGACAGAUACAGAGUUUCGUUUUCAGUUUUUGUGUUUUCUUGAAGUAUUGAGGUAUUGUCAUAGCUGAGGCAUCAUUGGCAUUGGCGUGCACAAACUUGAAUCUAUGCCAUAACUGAAACACAGUUUAAGAUUGAAACUUGGUACACAUGUUGCCAGAGACAUAAUGCACAUGGUACAAGCAAGGCCCAUAACUCUGGUUUCAAUAUUUGUUGAGGUAUGGCACUUUUUUAGACAAAUACAAAAGACAAGUUUGCUAUUCGGCACUUUUUUUAAUUUUUAUACAGCUUUGUAUGAAUGGUAAUUUAGGAACUAUCUGACCAAAAAUCCAACGUACUGCUUUAAAUUGUCUGCCUUAUGAAGACCAUGUAUCUUUCAUGUUAAGAAAAUGUACAGACAUGAAUUUAAUACCGGGUUUCUUUGCAUCUUCUUCUGAAGAUCUUUAAUUAAUUUUUUGAAAUCACCUCAAAAGUCAUAGUUUUUUAACUUCUGAUUACUGCUAGAACAAUAACACAGCUCUGUAGACAUUUUGCAUUCAGUCCGACACUUAUUUAUCAUGUGUAUAUAAUUUCUAACUCUUCAUCAAAGUUCAGCUGUUCUCAUAAUCAGUUCAUUACACAUCUUCAAUUAUCUAUACUCAGGCCAUGUAUAGCUGGUAUUUGUAUGAAACUAUGAAGAAAAAACUUUUCACCUAGACAUUGUGUAUCUCGUGUUGUUUUCGUAAAAUGUUUACUAACUUUAUUACUUUUAAAACAGAACAGAACAUUGCAAUUUGUAUUCAGAGUUUAGAAUUUCUUUUCAAAUUAGUUUGAUCAUUUUAUACGAUUGUUGUGCAUGUAAGGAAUUGAUCACUUUUUGUCAGUCAGUAAUAUCUUUGGAGUAUUGAACAUUACUUCAACGGGAAUUAUCAUUUUAUAGUUUUUAUCACUGAACUUUCCAAGAGUCACUGGUGUAUAUGUGUAGAAAAUUGACAUUCUUUAAAUUCAUUUGCUUCUACCACUUUUCAUUGAUUGGUUGUAAACACUCUGAAUUGAUUGGCUGUAAACACUCUGAAUUUAUUGGCUGUUAAGACUCUGAAUUCAUUGGCUGUUCAUUGGCUGUAAACACAGUGAAUUCCAUGACUGUUAACAUUCUGAAUUCAUUGGCUAUUAACACUCUGAAUUGAGUAGCUGUUAUCAGUGUGAUUUGAUUGGCUGUUAACACUUUGAAUUGAUUGGCUGUUAACAAUUUGAAUUCAUUGGAUGCUAAUAAUUCAAAUUGAUUGGCUGUUAUUUUUGGAUGAAUCUUUGUGCAAUUAGUAAUGUAAUUCAGGAAACUGUUGUCCAAUGAUAUUCUCAUUUGUGCGUUAAUUAUGGAUCAUGUAUUUAUAGAAUGGGGAAACUUGUCUUCAAAUGAGAAUUGUAUAAUGAAAUUAUUCAACGUGAUUUUUCUUGGGUAGGUUGCUAUAUGAUUAUAAGAUUAUUGUUUCAAUGUUCUUAGUAUGAAAUCAACUUGUUGUACAGUGUAACAACUUGAUGUUUUUUAAUUUUGUCAUUUUUGUAGUUUUUAAUGAGGAAAAACUAAUCCAUUUUUUUCAAAUUAGUUUAUUAUAAAUAAUUAAAGAAUUUUAAUAUUGAUAUUAAUUUUUUUUCUUAAUAAACAUGCAUAAAUAUAUAUUUUUCUUUGUUUAUAUAAACGUGGACUUGCAAGUAACACUAAAGUAUAAAAUAGUUAACACGUUUACAAUAUUUUUCCCACAAAAUUAUAUUGAAUUGUAACUUUGUAACAAUGCAGUCACCAGAAGUGUUUUGAAUUUUACGCCCAGGCACUUGAUCGAGGUGUCAACACUUGAGGGUAGUUCUUUUAUUUCAUUCUGAAUAUGUUAUAUGGGUAGGAGGACUUGUCACUGCCCUAGGAAUUUUUAUGGAUAAAGUUAUAAAGAACCAUUUUCAAGCAUUUUGGACGCAAACAGUCACAUCAUGUCAACAUUCAUUGAAAAUUUUAGGAAUGAAAUAAAUCUAUGUCUUGAUCGAAGCAGAUAUUUUUCUUUUUAUCAUGUUUUUAAUUCAUCAAAAUCAGUAAUUUGUAUUUAUUUGCAAAAUCACUUCAAAAGUUAGCCAAUUGUUGUCAUUUCCAGUAGUUAAAUCAUAAUUUUCCUCCUAGCAUUGUAUGCGAUAACGUUCAGUUUUAGAAGUGAAACAAGCUAAAAUAAGAGAGAGUAAAAUCAUAUUUUGAUAAACUAUCUUUUUCAAACACGGAUUUUAUCAGGAUAUAAUCACUAAUGAACCAUUGGAAGGUAUGAAAUACUUAAAAGAGUAAGUUAUUUGUUGGUCACAUAUUAACACACAUGUAAGAAAUAUCUCACAUAAUGGCAUUCUUUUUAUUUUCACCUUUUUCUUUGCAUUGUCCAUUUUUACCUAGCUGUUUGAAUCAUUUUCUGCUACAGUAUUUUCUAUUGGUUGGCUGAUUGUUACGUUAUUUUCUAUUGGUUAGCUGAUCUUGCUACAUCAUUUACCAUUGGUUGGCUGAUCUUUGCUACAUUGUUUUCUAUUGGUUGGCUGAUCUUGCUCAGUGUUAAUUCUGUUAAAACAGAACUCCUAUUGUUUCUAUUGCUGAUGCAUAGCUUGAAUGAUAUUUAAAUGCAAGCUACCAACAAUUGUAUAAUUAUAUAUAAACUCAUAUUUUCGUUGAAAAUAUCUGCCAGUUUUACUGAACACCUAGGUGGUACCAUUUUACAUAACAUGGGGGUGUUAAGCUUAUUUACCCCAAUUAUAAUACGUGCAUUAAUAUUAUGAUACACUAUUAUUUAAUAAAAAAUCUUGAACAGUGUUUUGAUCAAAGAGAUGAUUAUUUUGUCAAUUAAUGAUAACAUUUUUAACAAAUAAUUAACAAAUAUUAUUUUUCUAGGUUUAUGAAGUAUUUAUGAACCAUAUUAACUGACAGUUAAUGUCUUAUGACCAUGUAUUGAAAAAAUAAUUUCAAAGAUUUGUAAUUCAUUUCUAUGUGAUUUUUUGUGCAAAACUAUUGUACCAAAAACUUAAAAUCUCAGGCUUAUGCUCAUGUAAAUAAGAGAAUGGGGGAUAAAGGAUUGAUUCACCAUACAUGAAAUAUAUCUACUGUGUAACUUGGUUCAGUAAAACUGGCCUUAUAACAUAACAUGUUGAGCCAGGUGCAGAAUUGAAUUGUAUUCUGACGAUUAUUGAAUCUUGACAGAAAGAUGUAACUAGCUAUUUUGCAAGACAGAUCUUUAUUUCUUGAACGAUAAUAAAUUGCAUUUUGCAAAAUAUCAA